AUGUCGCAUCCCAAAUUGCCCUCUCUUUCUCAAAUCGUCGGUAACUCUGAUGUAUCUGACGAGCGCAACGCCCUCACCUCCGCGUUAUCCACCCUCUUCGAACCUUCACCCAUUCUCCUCACGAAACUCGUCCCUGAACUCCAUCCAAAGCUGCACCAACCAUCCGAAAGACCUACACCUCUGACAUAUAACUCGCUCAUUGACUUCGCUCGGGAUACGAUCUCAUUAUGGUCGAUCGAAGACCAGGCAUCUUUCGUCGGUGCUCAUCCCCGGAUCGGUGAAGUGAGCAAUCUUUCGGCUUUGAGCGCAAGUGAACAGGCUGCGCGAGCGACACCGCCUGAGGUUUUGGAGAGGUUGAAGGUAUUGAAUGAGGCGUAUGAGAGGAAGUUUGAAGGCCUGAGAUACAUCACGUUCGUGAAUGGAAGGAGCCGGAAGGAGGUUAUGCAGGAGAUGCAGGAAGUUCUCGGCGUCGGGAACAAGACUUUCGGGCUGGAGGAUAUUGGAAAGGUGAAGCAGGGAGAUGAGGAGUAUCUGACUGAGUGUCGAAGAGCGGUGGAGGAUGUGGCGAAGAUUGCGAAGAGUCGACUGAGUGCGUUAGGUGUGGAUGGGGAUGUGGCGUUCUUGGAAGCAUAGGAGACGUGAAAGGGCGUAUGUUAAUGUUGC
Messenger RNA from Stereum hirsutum FP-91666 SS1, 663 nucleotides. RefSeq lists its product as uncharacterized. The record is from RefSeq and is a predicted model, not a curated record. The transcript has a single exon. The coding region runs from base 1 to 633 and encodes 210 amino acids. Lineage: Eukaryota; Fungi; Basidiomycota; Agaricomycetes; Russulales; Stereaceae.